Biomphalaria glabrata is the source of this 3344-nucleotide messenger RNA. RefSeq lists its product as uncharacterized. Gene Ontology annotation, biological process: regulation of neurogenesis; regulation of transcription by RNA polymerase II; anterior/posterior pattern specification. Gene Ontology annotation, molecular function: DNA-binding transcription factor activity, RNA polymerase II-specific; protein dimerization activity; RNA polymerase II cis-regulatory region sequence-specific DNA binding. Bases 1 to 2070 code for a protein of 689 amino acids. The transcript is spliced from 5 exons. NCBI's taxonomy places the organism in Eukaryota, Metazoa, Mollusca, Gastropoda, Planorbidae. The record is from RefSeq and is a predicted model, not a curated record. Gene Ontology annotation, cellular component: nucleus.
AUGAAUGUUCAUCACGAUGAAGAGUCAAAGUUCAACUCACAAGUUCACAACAUAACAUCAAGUCUGGAUAUAGAAACCACAAUCUGGAAUCUGGACCUCGAACUUCAGUCGCGAAACCUGAGACGAAAACCUCAGACAGAAAACCUCGAGACUGAGACCCUAAAGAAAGACAAAAGAAAGCUUUUGUUGUGGUUAUAUUUGUGCUGCAUUUGGAGGAACUAUCUCAGCCAUAAAGGUCAGAGUUCACCAGAAGAGCUGGAUAACAAAUCCAAUAACAAUGAAAAAGUAUCGACGACGGCAUCGAAGAGCCGAAAGAGUUCCAAGCCAAUCAUGGAGAAGAGAAGAAGAGCCCGGAUAAAUGCCAGCCUGGGUGAGCUGAAAGGUCUGCUGCAAGAAGCUAUCAAACGAGAGGGAGCUCGCCACAACAAAAUGGAGAAGGCUGAUAUUCUAGAGAUGGCGGUCAAACACUUAAAACAGAUACAGAGACAACAAACCGAUGAUCCUCUAACCGAACACUUGAUAGUUAACAAAUAUACGUUGGGUUUCAACGCAUGCGCACAGGAAGUGAGCAAGUACCUCGAAGAGGACGUGGAGUUGAAAACGAAGCUGCUGAAUCAUCUGGCCAACUGCUUAACUGGCGCGAGCGUCCAAAGCGCUGGCUGCAGCUCGUCAUCGUCGUCUCUGAUGGACACAUCUUCUAUGGCAACGAUGUCAACUCCCAUGUCACCGUUGUCCAUCGGAACGAUAUCCCCGUCUUCGACAUCCUUAUCACCAGAGUCACAAAGGAGUCUGCAGUUGGAUGCAAAAAGCUCGAGUCCUUCUUUUGUAAAAAGCCUGGAGUUUUCCAGUUUCGGCAGCCUGGAUCGCCGGGUUUCCAACUUUGUAGUUCCACAGAGUCUAGAAAUGAAUGCAGCGAACAACUCCAGCAAAGUGAUUGAGGGUUAUAGCACAAAGAUUGUAUCGACUCCACCUCUUCCAGCGUCUGUGUGUUCAUCUACGUCCGAAAACGCUUUCUCCGUUCUUUUAAAUUCACCCCAAGCUUCGUUCGGCAGACACGCCAUGGCAGAUUUGAACAACAACGGUAAGCCCGGGAAAGAUGUUCAUGAUAAUCAGCCCAUCUCCGAAAUAAACAAUAACAUUAUAACCAUUCCAACGGUGAUGGGGCUGAGGGGAGCUCUACAGCAACCACAGCAGCAGCUGCAGAUUCAGCCUGUCCAUCAAAUACACCAGCUGUCAGACAUUUCUCUCGACCACAACCAGCAGGCUAUUCUCCAAGAAUCAAAUAUUGUGAGCAACAGGCUGCAACUCAUACCUGUCAAAAUCGCCAACGGAGAAACCGCUCUUGUUCUCUCCACUGCAAAUAUCAUGAACCAGUCAGGCUACAGCUUCCAAGUUUACGCACCACAAAGCCAGCCUCAGAUUUUUGCUCAGCCUUUACAAAUCGCACAGAUCGCUGUGGCGUUUCCACAAGAAGAGCAACAGCCAACAUUGACAUACAUCCCUCAGGUCAACCAACCUCAUUCCGUUCUGUCCAGUGCCUUUAAUGCAACACAUUCCAAACCAUCCCUUGGUUUCUUAGAUAACCAAUCCGCGCCUCUAAACUUAACAGCAUCCAAUCAUAAAUCAGCAACGCAACAUUCCAGCCCGACCUCGACCCCUCUUUCAGUCGCAUCGCUUAACGCCAGGAGAACACAUGAACAUUUUCCCAUUUCAACAGCAUCGGCUGCCUCAGCGGAGGCAGCUUUCCCAAAUACAGAUGACCAAGACGUCCGAUACAACGAAUGCACUAGCACUACAGUGUCCAAUAUUACGUCUUCUCUAAGGAACAACUCUCCUGGACUAACCCACUUGGAGUCUGGUGAUUGCACGUCUAGAAACAUGGAUUCAUUCAACAGCUAUGUCCAACGACAGUUGUGUUCAAUGUCUGAAGACAUGUCUGCUUGCAGUGUUUCUACUUCUACUUUAGAUACAAUGAAAGGUUCACCCGUUCCUCACGACUUAAGGCAGGAAUAUAAGCCACAACCUGACGCAUACCAUGAUAAAAAGCCGGACUUUUUUCGACCCUGGUAGAAAUUAGUGGAUAUUUAGUGAAAAUCUAUCAUUGCAUGUCACUGGGAAUAUUUUUAAAGUACUUAUUACCAAAAAAUAAACUGCAAUACAAAUGCAGUACUUUUUUUUUUACCAACCACAUAGUAACACCAUUUCCCCUGUCUCCUACUCUUGUCUAGAAAUUCAAGGAUAUUUAAAACUUCAUGCCUGUCAUUUCCAGAUGAUAUUUUAAAGUGAUAAUUUCACCACUGACGAAAGUUAAUGGUAUUUCAAAAUGUAGCUUUCAGUAAAAAAAUGGUUAAACGGUUAGUGCUUCCGAUACGGUUAGGACAUUAAACCAACAAACGCACAUAAUGUUCUCAUUUUGAAGCGAUCUGACAUAAGGUGAAGCCCUAACACCAAACAGUUAAGACUUUGGGAAAACAAUGAGGACAAAAGUGUUCUAGCACUGCCUUUUAAUUUACGGAGUCGAAUAAUCACCACAGGCGCGUACACAAGUACAUAGUUCUGAAGUUAUACUUGUUUCAUGAGUCCAGCAGAUGUGUACACUUGUGAGAUGACACACAGACAGAGCAAGAGAGGGAACGUUUGAUAGUGAUCAAACAAAUACAAAAAGAACACAAAUCAUUUAUCAUCCACAAAACAUUCAGUAAUUAAUUUUUUUUGCACAGCAGUUAAGACAUUUACUCGAAUGGACCCAGUGCCGAGUAAAAGAGAAUGGAGGCCCUGGUCAGGAUUUUUGUGAAGGCUGUCUUCCUCUUUAAGUAUGAUACACUUUAUAAAAUAAAUCUAAAAACAUAUCAUAUUUUUUGAGAAAGAAUAAAAAUAUGUAUUAUUUAUGUCAUUUUUAUUAUUUAAAGUUUAUAUUUUGUUAAAUAGGUUAAUUUUUUAAAGGUGAGGCCCUGUGUAGAUGCAUUGUCUUGCACUAUGUUAAAUCUGGCACUGAAUGAACCAUAGGCAAAAAGAUACAAACUAAACACACUAAUUCUCUGAAAUGUUCGUAUUUUAUUACCUUUAAACUCAACAGAAAAAAAAAAUAAAGUGACCUAUUCAAUCAUCCGUAGAUACUUGACUCAGUUCUUUAGCCUCCACAUUGGAGCAUAGGACCGCCACAGUACUGCGCCAUCAUCCUCUGUUCUCGGAAAUUUCCCUCGGCUGGUCCUUUGCACUUUCUAUCUAUCAAACAAUUGACUUUAAAUCACUCUUACUUGAAAAAAAAAAAGAAAUCUUUACAGGCAUAAGGAAACUAUCCUACCGCUUUAGGCCUCCGAUGGGGGGGGGGGGAGACUCCCAAA